Molecule: messenger RNA, 604 nt
Organism: Oppiella nova
Lineage: Eukaryota; Metazoa; Arthropoda; Arachnida; Sarcoptiformes; Oppiidae
Source: the annotation of a GenBank genome assembly
GAAGUGGUGAUCAGUGAAGAACAAAUCGCUUCCACGGAUAUACUCGUAGUCAUCAGAAAUGGACAAACUUAUAGUGAUUUUAGUCCUACUCUUUGAUUGCUUAAUACUAAUCACUUCGAGUUCACUGCAAGUGAAGCCAUCGUCCAAAGAGGAGUUGCAAAGUCUUAUUAAACUAACGCUUCCGCUCCUCCGACAAGAAUUCAUUAAUAGACAAGAAUUGGACACAUUUUACAAUAUGAUGGCCAAUGGUAACGACGACUUCACUCAACUCAGGAGUGAACACAAGAAGAAAAGUAUGGCACCGAUGGAGAGUGUAAAGAGGAAGCUCGACGAUUACGGACACCUGAGGUUUGGCCGCAACGACCCUAACAUGCAAUCCGCUGAUGGACUCAACUCACGAGUCAAAUACAAUGAUCCCGAUUACGGACACAUGAGAUUCGGUUAAUCUCGACGCCUAUUACUAAUUAUUUAUUUAUAAUUAGUUUGUAAUCGUCUUAUAAAUCAGAUACAUAUAUAACUCAUUGAUAGUAAUAACAACUAAAACACAAUAAUAAGCUGUAAACUAAUGUUUAUAUUUAUUUAUUCAUUACUCGAAUAAAGGGAA